UCCUUUACAUCCCCAGCUGCUCACAAAACCAAAGCGCUAGGGUUUGCAGAGCUACCGCCACCACAUUUCAGAUCUCGCUCUCUGCAGCUUCUCAAUCUCGAAAAUGGCGACGGCUACACAAAUGAGCAAGAAGCGAAAGUUCGUCGCUGACGGCGUUUUCUUCGCCGAGCUCAACGAGCUUCUGAUGAGGGAGCUCGCCGAAGACGGCUACUCCGGCGCUGAGGUUAGGGUUACGCCGAUGCGCACUGAGAUCAUAAUCAGGGCUACCAGGACUCAAAACGUGCUCGGAGAGAAGGGGAGGAGGAUUAGGGAGCUGACCUCAGUUGUGCAGAAGAGGUUCAAGUUCCCUGAGAAAGGUGUCGAGCUUUAUGCUGAGAAGGUCGCCAACAGAGGACUUUGCUCUACUGCUCAGGCUGAGUCUCUCCGAUACAAGCUUCUCGGAGGCCUACCUGUUCGCAGGGCUUGCUAUGGUGUUUUAAGAUUUGUCAUGGAAAGUGGCGCAAAGGGUUGUGAGGUGAUUGUUAGUGGAAAGCUGAGGGCACAGAGAGCCAAGGCCAUGAAGUUCAAGGAUGGCUACAUGAUUUCUUCUGGUCAGCCAGUGAAUGAGUACAUUGACUCAGCUGUGAGACAUGUUCUCCUCAGACAGGGUGUUCUUGGUAUCAAGGUCAAGAUUAUGCUCGACUGGGAUCCCAAGGGCAAGCAAGGACCCAUGACUCCUCUACCUGAUCUGGUUACAAUCCACCAACCAAAGGAUGAUGAGUAUGUCAGGCGGGCACCAGAAAUUGAAGCAGCGCCUCUUUUGGCCCCAACUGAUAUUGACAUUCCAGCCAUGCCAGCCCUCCCAGUGGCUUAAGAAAUGUUCUGGGUUACGCAAGUUCAUAACUUUAGCUUCAGGCUCUUAUAUUUUUGGUCAAAACUUUAGCCUCAGACUUGGUUGUUCUAGUUUUAUUGUUUCCUUUGGCAAAUUUUGUGUACUGCAAAGAUGGGGCGGAUCCUUUAUCUUGAAUUGUUUCAUACUUGAUACUUUAUUUAAAAUAUGUUUCUUAAUUUUAAGGAUUUUUAUGAAUUUUUAGUUUUUCACUUGUACUGUUUUAUGACUUAUCAGAAUCAUAUUCUCAAAUCAGUAUCAGUCUAGUAGCUACUCUCAAGUCUUGACGAAGUUGAGUCA
This is a messenger RNA of Fragaria vesca subsp. vesca, 1168 nucleotides long. RefSeq names its product 40S ribosomal protein S3-3-like. Gene Ontology annotation, biological process: translation. The transcript has 5 exons. Gene Ontology annotation, cellular component: cytosolic small ribosomal subunit; nucleus. Gene Ontology annotation, molecular function: RNA binding; structural constituent of ribosome. The record is from RefSeq and is a predicted model, not a curated record. The coding region runs from base 104 to 853 and encodes 249 amino acids. Lineage: Eukaryota; Viridiplantae; Streptophyta; Magnoliopsida; Rosales; Rosaceae.